Messenger RNA from Periophthalmus magnuspinnatus, 3639 nucleotides. RefSeq names its product sia-alpha-2,3-Gal-beta-1,4-GlcNAc-R:alpha 2,8-sialyltransferase-like. Lineage: Eukaryota; Metazoa; Chordata; Actinopteri; Gobiiformes; Gobiidae. Bases 207 to 1328 code for a protein of 373 amino acids. Gene Ontology annotation, biological process: N-glycan processing; oligosaccharide metabolic process. The transcript has 4 exons. Gene Ontology annotation, molecular function: alpha-N-acetylneuraminate alpha-2,8-sialyltransferase activity. The record is from RefSeq and is a predicted model, not a curated record.
GGGAGUAAAGGCUGGAGCAGUGCGCCUGGAUCGGAUUUUUUUUUAUCUGCAAACUGGAUGUAAGGCAGACGUAAGACUUCAGACCUGUCCUUAUGUUUAAACCAAUGCGCACUUUUGUUAAAUGUUGUGUGGUGAGGAGUCCUGCGUUUAUUGAAGAGAAAAACACCGCUUUGCUCCAGCUGUGACCGAGGAAUGAAAACACCAAGAUGGUCCGCAUCGCCAAAGCCCUGGGACUGGUGAUCCUGUGCGUCGCAGUGCUCAUUCUCUCUCUCAUCAGUUAUGUGUCGCUAAGAAAAGACAACCUCUUCACAUCCUCCAAAUACUACAUGGGAGGCCCGAGGAUCAUGUUUCACGCAGGAUUUAGAUCUCAGUUUGCCAUGAAUUUCCUGGAUCCUUCCUUUAUUCCACUGACUACUGCCCUAAACGAAGAACUACAGGGCAAACCGUACAAGUGGAAGUUCAACAAGACUGCGUUCUAUCAGCAAAGGAAAGAUAUAUUUAGUUAUAUUGACAUUUCCAGCAACUUCAGCCUGACAAAGGACAGUGUGCGUGUGGGCCAGCUAAUGCACUUUGACUAUUCCAGCCACAAGUAUGUCUUCUCCAUAAGCAACAACUUCAAAUCUCUGCUUCCGGACACAUCCCCCAUACUUAACAAGCACUACAGCGUGUGCUCUGUGGUGGGGAACAGUGGGAUCCUGACCGAUAGCCACUGUGGCCCAGAAAUUGACCAGGCUGAUUUUGUUUUCCGCUGCAACUUUGCACCAACUGAGGUUUACUCCAAAGAUGUGGGCAAAAAGACAAAUCUAACUACCUUUAACCCCAGCAUCCUGGAGAGGUACUACAACAACCUGCUGACCAUCCAAGACAGGAAUAACUUUUUCUUAAACCUGAAGAAGUUGGAAGGAGCCAUUCUGUGGAUACCAGCCUUCUUUCUUCACACCUCAGCCACUGUCACCAGGACCCUGGUGGACUUUUUUGUGGAGCACAAGGGGCAGCUGAAGGUGGAACUGGCCUGGCCAGGGAAUAUCAUGCAUGAUGUAAAUAAAUAUUGGAGGACAAAAAACUUAUCACCCAAGCGACUGAGCACAGGAAUCCUCAUGUACACUCUGGCCUCCGCCAUGUGUGAUGAGAUCCACCUUUAUGGAUUCUGGCCUUUUGGCUGGGACCCCAACACUGGAAAGGACUUGCCAUAUCACUAUUAUGACAGAAAAGGGACCAAAUUUACCACCAAGUGGCAGGAGACUCAUCAGCUGCCCAACGAGUUCAAGCUGCUCUACAAACUCCACAGAGAAGGUGCGAUCAAACUGAGUCUGACACACUGCUCGUAGACAAGGUGACCCACAUACACUCACCCACUUUGGACUUCUGCUGUUGCUCAUAAAGCAUGACCAGUGUUAAAUAUCAUUUUGGCGCCUUCUUUACAAAUACAAGUUCACAGCCCAGUGUAAUUUCACAUGAUUGUGUUGGGAUUGAGUCUAAUAGACAGACAGGCUGGAGGGAUGAGCCUUGGCUGUGGUCAGAUAUUGGUCAUGUUUCGUGUUUUACAAAAAAAGCCGAGGCACACCGCAGUUACAUGUUUUUUGUUUACAUUUAUCUCAUAAGCAGCUCUUUUUCUUUUUUUCUGCUAUAGAAGGCCCAUAGUAUUGUUCCAAACUGAUUUAACACUGUUUCGAUUAUGUACACUGAAUUCACUGCCUUAUCUCAGGGAAGGAGUUAGAUCAGUGUUUUUGUAAUCUGAUUCAAUGCCUCAGCUCAAGAGGAGAUUUUCUUGUUGUUUAGUCCUUGUUCAGAUGUCAGACAAUCAGCACUCCUCUCGCUGGAAGAUGUUUUUGUUUACAAGAUUGUAUUUUUUGACAGUGAAAGUCAGCUAUUAUCAUAACAUUUGGAAUAAACAUUCCAAAACCAGCCAUACAAUUCCAGGACUCUGGGUAUUUUGGGGUAGUGCGAUUAUAGUACAGGUACAUUAACUCAAUCUAAGUUACACUAGUAGUAACCUCAUUUGAAAAAAAGGGAUCAUGUGUCUUAUUUGGAACAAAAAGAAUCACCUUCAACUUAAACUCUUGGUAAUACUUCCACUGCAGAGUCUACAGAACCCUACUGGUGAGGACUGUGGGAAAGAUGAAAUUAUGAACAAAUAAAUAAUAACUAAUGAAGCAACCCUAAUGAUAUUAACAUUAUUGACAUUUUGUGUGAUUGUGUCACAUAUUUACAUUUAAAAGAAGAGUUUGGAUGCUUUAAGAGUUCAGUAACAGUAUUGUCAGUGUUGGUUUAACUGAUUUUUUCUUCUCAAUGAAAACUUAGUUCAAGCUAAUUUCAACAGAUUUCCACCAUUUAUUUCAAAAUUAACAUUAUUUAUUUGUCAUGAGAAAUUGAAUAUAUUUAUUUUGCAUUAUUCUGGAUAGGUGAAUGUUACUCGUACUAACAUUUGAGUCCAAAAACACCUGUGGCAUAAGCAAUGAUUUGAAUGAAUAAUAUAUGCAACUUGAGGCAUCUUGCACGCAUGAUCCAUGAAGUGUGACAUUGCAUGUGAGAGACACUAACAGAUAUUUUAGGCAAGUUUUUUAAACAAAUGUACUGUUUGUAUUUAUCGUUUGUGUACUCAAAAUCUACAGUGACUUUUUGAAAUUACAUUUUGGCUACAACAAGGGACCAAACUUCUACAGUUAUUUUUGUCUUAAAACGAUACAAUAAAGAGAUUUAUGUUUUAUAUCUCUAUUCAACUUAAUAACAAAUAUCCCUUAGUGCCAGAGUGCUAGCAGAUUAACAAAUGGAACUGAUGACUGGGUCCAAACAUAGAGAGCUAGCCUCAUGACUGUCUUAUGAUUUCCAAACACGUGCUCAAAGCUGCAGAUACAUUUGUCAGAGCACCACGCUGUCAUUCAACUCCUGCUGUAAGUAAUGUGUUCAACAUGAUGCACUUUCAGCACUGACCAACGUUUGUCUGUCUUCUACAGAUACAUCAUACACAGUACAUAAAUGUGACCAUUUAUUUGUGUACUUGUUUUGUACUAAGCAUGCAUGCAGGGCACCAAAGACCUUGUGUUCAUAUGUAAUCUAAAGAAGUAUUAUUUUGGAACUUUUAUAGAUUAGUAAAACUGUCAUACUUUGCAUUUUCUGUUAUGUGAAAUACUUUUUGCAGUGACACCAAUUUUAAGUGCAUAGAAUAUUCUGCUUCUGAUUUAAGUCAAUGUAAUGUAGACUUUUUGUAACUUUAUGAAUGUUCUCCAAGUAUUUAUAAGAGUGAAAUGUGUGCCAGAUGUUUACCUUCUAAAUGUUAAGUUACAUAGAUCUUGAAAGAUAAUACACUCUGUAAUGACUGUAAUUAUCAACAUACAAUGCAUUGGUGCAUUCCAAUAACACAUAUAUACAUAACAAUUUAUUAAAUAUAUUGAUUUUUAACUGCCAUAUAACAGUCUUGUACUUUGUUCAAUCUGCAUGUCUGUCUUGUUCCAGAAAACAUAAUCCAUGGCUUUUUAUAUGUAAGCCAUGAAUUUACGACAUUUAAGGGGGUUUCUCUCCUCAUUCAUAAAUCAUACAUACAAUUCUAAAUGGUUUAAUUAUGCUCCAUGAUAAAUAUGUUAUGUGCCUGUAUUUCUUACAUAAAUGCCUCAAUGGAACAAUAAAUCAUAUUCUUCUGAG